ACACAAACACUUCAAACACCAAAUGUUUAUCGACACAAACAGCAGCUCCUCAGUUUCCUCUUCAAGGUCUUCUCCCUCUAAACAUCCCACAAUAUCCACCUGAAGCUCCUCCUCAAGUCUCCGAGUACCCCAGUCGUCCCCAGACUGAGACCUGGACCUGUUCCGUUUUUAGUCCAUGUUGAUACAUGAUCUGAUCUGAGAGUCAGAAUCACUGUCAGAGCUCCAGUCACUGAGUCAGAGCACUGGGAGGACAGGGAGAAAUGGGAGGACUGGGAGCACUGGGAGGACUGGGAGAACUGGGAGAACUGGGAGCACCGGGAGGACUGGGAGAACUGGGAGAACUGACAGCACUGGGAGCACUGGUAACUCUGGGAGAACUGUUAAAACUGGGAGAACUGGUAGAACUGGGAGCACUGGGAGCACUGGCAGGUCCAAGGGUCCUGCCAGAACUAGGUUUUGUGAGUUCAGGAUCUGACAGCGAUGAAACACUGUUGUUACCCUGACGACAGCAGAGGACAGGUCAGGUGGACAUGUCUCUACAUGGACAACAGUCUGUGGGGACAACAAGGGGUUAAACUCUGCUGCCACUGACUACAACACCCACAAUCCUCUGAGUGAGGUCAGGCUCUUUAAAUACCUCUAAACUACAGGACAUAUGUUCCUUCAGCUCAGGGUGUGAUUGGUUGUUGAGGCCACAGCAGCACCGGGAGCUCCUAUUGGCUCUGUAAGGUGUCAAUCCAAAGGUCAGGAGCCGGCCCGUGUUCGGGGCGGAGCCAUGAUGGAUAACAGGAAGCAGUAGCAGCUGGUGGAGUCAUGUGACUGAGAGACAUCAUCAGGAGCUGUGGUUCUGUGGAGAACAAAUCACAGCUGUUUGUUUGUUGUUUGUUGACUUAACGUGAUCGCCACAACCAGGCCGUAAACAAACUACACCACGGUCACAUGACUUAAUGUCACCGCCACAACCAGGCUGUAAACGAACUCCACCACGGUCACAUGACUUAACGUCAACGCCACAACCAGGCCGUAAACAAACUACACCACGGUCACGUGACUUAACGUCACCACCACAACCAGGCGGUAAACGAACUCCACCACGGUCACGUGACUUAACGUCACCGCCACAACCAGGCUGUAAACGAACUCCACCACGGUCACGUGACUUAACGUCACCGCCACAACCAGGCUGUAAACGAACUCCACCACGGUCACAUGACUUAACGUCACCGCCACAACCAGGCUGUAAACAGACUACACCACGGUCACAUGAGUUAACAUCACAGCCACAGCCAGGCUGUAAACAAACUACACCACGGUCACAUGACUUAACGUCACCGCCACAACCAGGCCAUAAACAAACUUCACCACGGUCACAUGACUUAACGUCACCGCCACAACCAGGCUGUAAACAGACUACACCACGGUCACAUGACUUAACGUCACCACCACAACCAGGCUGUAAACAGACUUCACCACGGUCACAUGACUUAACGUCACCGCCACAACCAGGCCGUAAACAAACUUCACCAAGGUCACAUGACUUAACAUCACAGCCACAGCCAGGCUGUAAACUGACUACACCACGGUCACAUGACUUAACGUCACCGCCACAGCCAGGCUGUAAACUGACUACACCACGGUCACAUGACUUAACGUCACCGCCACAACCAGGCUGUAAACAGACUAUGCCAUGGUCACAUGACUUAACGUCACAGCCACAACCAGGCUGUAAACAGACUACACCACGGUCACAUGACUUAACGUCACCGCCACAACCAGGCCGUAAACAAACUACACCACGGUCACAUGACUUAACGUCACCGCCACAACCAGGCUGUAAACAAACUACACCACGGUCACAUGACUUAACGUCACAGCCACAGCCAGGCUGUAAACAGACUACACCGUGGUCACAUGACUUAACGUCAAAAACUUCACCACAGUCACAUAACUGUCCUCAGAGACUGAAGACAGGAAGGUGUGUUCAGGGACGGACGGGGGUGUUUACAGACGAGCAGCUCUGUUGUUCGAAGGAUUAA
Epinephelus moara (kelp grouper) is the source of this 2036-nucleotide messenger RNA. RefSeq names its product mucin-1-like. Bases 948 to 2036 code for a protein of 362 amino acids. The record is from RefSeq and is a predicted model, not a curated record. The transcript has 3 exons. NCBI's taxonomy places the organism in Eukaryota, Metazoa, Chordata, Actinopteri, Perciformes, Serranidae.